This is a messenger RNA of Limulus polyphemus (Atlantic horseshoe crab), 525 nucleotides long. RefSeq lists its product as uncharacterized. The transcript has a single exon. The record is from RefSeq and is a predicted model, not a curated record. Bases 1 to 525 code for a protein of 174 amino acids. NCBI's taxonomy places the organism in Eukaryota, Metazoa, Arthropoda, Merostomata, Xiphosura, Limulidae.
AUGUCCGUGUUUGGCCUGAAAGAAGAAGAACAGAACGAUGAGGUGGCUUGCUACCACAUGGCAAGAUACAUAAGCAGCAAUGAGGCAGCAUGGAGAAUAUUGAACUUCUUUGCACAUGAAAGGCAUCUCACAGUUGUUCACCUUGCUAUUCACUUGGAUAACAAUCACAGAGUGUAUUUUUCAGCGGAAACUGCAAGGGAGAGAGUUUCAGUGCUAAGACCAACCACUCUGUCCGCAUUCUUUGAACUGUGUCGGGGAGAUGAAUUUGCCAGUACUCGACUCUUUCCACAAGUUCCAAACUAUUACACCUGGGACAUGAGCAAGAAAAAAUGGAAAAGACGUGUGCAAGGGAGAUUUGUAGUUGGUCAUUCAGAGAUCAGAAGGCCAGAUGCUCUGGGAAGAGUAUACACCUUACAUCCUAACGAUGUAGAAUGCUAUUUCCUUUGGAUGUUAUUGCACACUGUCAGGGGCCCAAGAUCACUACUUGUUCUACUCGCAGUCAAUGAGACACUAUGUGAGACAUAA